GAUUGUCAUCCGUUGUAAUGAAAACUCGUCGUGUAAUUUCUUAUUAAUACUUAAAAAAAAGUGAAUUAAAAAAAUUAAAUACUCUUUGGAAAUCGAACUGCGCGGAAGCUGAUGACCUCCGGUCCGCUGGAUUUGCGCCUUUUCGCCACCUGCCGCUACACGACGUGCCUCAUUCGCUCCGGCACACUCCGCCGAGCGAGUUGGCUGAAUGAUACAUAUUCCGCCGCUUCGAAUAAUAAAAAAUACGAUAAAAAAAAAUAAAAAAAUAAAGUGACUUUAAAAUAAAUAACAACCAGUGAUAGCAAUUGAGUUCCAUUUUCAAAUUCGAAAUUUCGAACCAUUCCUACGUCUGUGAUACAAUGGGCCGUAAACCAGUGUUGUGACAAAAACUUAUGUGGCGUGUAACAUGAUGUCUCGCGCGUCGGUAUUCAAAACAGUAUUUUAAUUUGCCUACCUUCACCAUGACUAAAUACAAACUUAACAAUACGAUCCGAUCGUCGUCGGAGGUGACGUUGACGGCUUACGUGCCGGGGAGCGUGGAGAACACGAAGAAAGAUGAUAAAGUGUACGAUUUACCGAUACUGGACACCAAUCAGAACGAUAAUGUAGUGAGUGAAGCGAAUCGCAAUCUUGACUCGAAGAAGUGUCAUGUGUGCCCUCAUUCGUGUGAGUUCGUGAAGAAUUCGGACAAGCUGGCGGCGUCGCUGGUGAAGGCGGAGUGCGACAAGUUCGGCCUGAACGAGCUGAAGGUGGAAGGUCUGGAGCAGGCGGUGUGCCUGUGCGAGCGGUACAACGGUGGGUGCAAGCUAUGCCCGCGGCCCAGCCUCGCGCCCACGCUCACGCUCAGCCUCGACGGCAAGGAGUCCUGCCUCGCCUGCCACAAGUCUACAUGCGCUUCCAUUUAUUCCAAUUCGAACGGCGCGUACCCAAGCAGCGCGUUCACGAAGAGCAACCGUGAUGGAUGGAGACGUGAUGCACUGCGGCGAGCGCGCGCCUGCUGCUCCGCCAAGACUCUACUGCGAAGGGUGCCCAUCCUGCAGUGGCUGCCUAACUACUCCCUCAGGAGCGGCUUGGCUGAUGUUAUUGCUGGUAUAACCGUAGGACUGACGGUGAUCCCUCAAGCCAUAGCAUACGCGGGCGUGGCCGGGCUGCCGCCGCAGUACGGGCUGUACUCCUCCUUCAUGGCUUGUUUCGUGUACACGGUAUUCGGCUCCGUGAAGGACUCAGCUAUAGGACCCACGGCCAUCGCCGCCAUCCUCACGAGGGAGAACCUGCACGGGCUGGGGCCGGAGUUCGCGGUGCUUCUGGCUUUCGUCUCGGGUUGUGUGGAGCUCAUCAUGGGAAUAUUGCAAUUAGGUUUUCUGAUAGACUUUAUAAGCGGGCCGGUGUCUGUGGGGUUCACGUCGGCAGCCGCCAUUAUUAUCGCCACAACGCAGAUUAAGGACAUACUUGGCCUCAGUUUUCCCGGCGGAAAGUUCCUGCAGGUAUGGACGGGCCUCUACGAGCACAUAGGAGAGACGAGGCUCUGGGACACCGUGCUCGGAGUCACCUGCAUCGUGGUGCUGCUGCUUCUCAGGAAAGUGAAAGACAUUAACGUGCUGAGUAAGGACGAGUCGUCGCUGUCGGCGCGGUCGCGGCGGCUGCGCGGCGCGGCGGCGCAGGCGCUCUGGUUCCUCUCCACCACGCGCAACAUCCUCGUCGUGCUCGUGUGCGCCGCGCUCGCCUACUACUUCGACACGAGGCAGCAGGCGCCCUUCAUACUCACGGGCGAGGUGAAGCCGGGUUUGCCGCAAAUUUCAGCGCCGCCAUUCUCAGCUACAGUGGGCAACCACACCUACACCUUCAUGGAGAUGGCUUCCACGCUCGGUUCCGCCAUAUUUGUUGUGCCGCUGCUCUCUAUCUUAGAGAACAUUGCUUUGGCUAAAGUGUUUUCGGAGGGCAAGUACGUAGAUGCUACGCAGGAGAUGUUGGCGCUGGGCGUGUGCAACAUCAUGUCGUCGCUGGUGGACAGCAUGCCGGUGUCGGGCGCCCUCUCCCGCGGUGCCGUCAACCACGCGUCCGGCGUCGCCUCCACCGCCGGCGGCCUCUACACCGGCGCGCUCGUGCUGCUCGCGCUACAGUACUUCACGCCAUACUUCUACUACAUUCCGAAGGCGUCGCUGGCGGCGGUGAUCAUCGCCGCCGUCGUUUUCAUGAUGGAGCUGCACGUCUUCAAACCCAUAUGGAAAACCAAGAAGUUGGACAUAAUCCCGGCGGUGGUGACGUUCGGCGCGUGCCUGAUGCUGCGGCUGGAGUUAGGCAUCGUGAUCGGUAUCGCUGUCAACUUGCUGUUCCUACUCUACGCUUCCGCCAGGCCUUCCGUUAAAGUCACUAAUGCUGUGUCGGAGUCGGGCGUGCGCUACCAGGUGGCGGCGGUGGACCGCGCGCUGGUGUUCCCGGCGGCGGCGUACGUGCGGCGCGCGCUGCGCAAGGCGGGCGCCAGCAGCCCCGCCGCGCCGCUCGUCGUCGACGCCUCGCACGUGCAGGCCGCCGACUACACCGCCGCAGAGGGUAUAAAGAGCCUGAUCGACGACUUCCACGCCCGCGGGCAGACCAUCAUCUUCUACAACGUGAAGCCGUCGGUGGCGGAGAUGUUCCGCGGCGUCAAGCCCAAGGAGUUCCUGCAUUGUUCCUGCCGCGCCGACCUGGACCGCCUGCUCCUGUUGGCGCAUCGGCGGGCAUUACCUAAUUCGCACUAGUGUGCGGCCGUCCGAAGAUCUCGUGAGUGCAGCAGACAGCAGUAUUGCUAGUAUACGUAUCGUAAUACCGUGUGUAGUUCUUAAGAGCCGUGGAGUGCGUGUGACGUGUUGAUCCACAUGAUGUGAUAAUAAACGUGUUACUUACUA
Molecule: messenger RNA, 2885 nt
Organism: Manduca sexta (tobacco hornworm)
Lineage: Eukaryota; Metazoa; Arthropoda; Insecta; Lepidoptera; Sphingidae
Product: sodium-independent sulfate anion transporter
Exons: 14
Coding region: 462-2738 (758 amino acids)
Biological process (GO): transmembrane transport
Cellular component (GO): membrane
Molecular function (GO): secondary active sulfate transmembrane transporter activity
Source: RefSeq, a predicted model, not a curated record